UCCGUGCGUUUAUCCGAUUCCAACGUCGUCGUCGUCGGUGCGGUCAGUGUCUAAUCUGGCAAAAGCAGUCGCGUCAGUCUGCAGAUGGCUAUGCGCCUGUCAGUGAUCUGCGCGUGGCUCAGCCUUUUAACGUUGGCCGCGACAUUGAGCGGUGCACUCGUACGGGGUGAGUCGUACGCUAAGCUGAUCAUCUCCGAGACAGUUCCACGGGAACGAAGCUUCUUCCGGUGGUUAAUCUUUGGCGACUCGGUGUGCACAACACCAGCUACAACGAAAACUGAGCCGCAGGAGAGUACAAUGUUAGACUCGCCCUACCUGACGCUGGCUCUCAAACUGACGCUCAUGGCGAUAUUGUGCUACACCCUUUGAUACGUAAACCUCGCUUAUCGCCACAUCUACAGCGGAUACAGUUCAUUCACAGAGUCGCCGAGGGGGAGCUACGAUAUGAUAACGCGAAUCCACGAAUUCUUAUCACCUAUCGGCUUCAGUCUUGUACGUAAACACUAAUAAAAGGGUUUAGAUGGAAACCAGA
This is a messenger RNA of Anopheles aquasalis, 532 nucleotides long. RefSeq lists its product as uncharacterized. NCBI's taxonomy places the organism in Eukaryota, Metazoa, Arthropoda, Insecta, Diptera, Culicidae. The record is from RefSeq and is a predicted model, not a curated record.